Molecule: messenger RNA, 1716 nt
Organism: Dreissena polymorpha
Lineage: Eukaryota; Metazoa; Mollusca; Bivalvia; Myida; Dreissenidae
Product: FMRF-amide neuropeptides-like
Exons: 15
Coding region: 438-1244 (268 amino acids)
Source: RefSeq, a predicted model, not a curated record
CAAAGACCAACAGUUCUAGCUGUUUGGCACCACGCGUAUUGGCACCGCCCUAUAAUCCAAUACCGUAGGUGGUAGAUCGGUGUAUAUAAAUUUGUUAACAGUUUUCACAGCACAUUGACUGAAUUGUCAUUGAACACAAUUUAUCGAAGGGACCAUUCAUUUCCCGGUAACCAAUGACGCUGUAAGCGCGAGUAAAAUAUUUAACUCGGAAUUUAAGGAAAUAGUUUUGUUGGACGCUUGAGCGAAGUGGUAUGAAAGUAUAGGACGAAAUCAAAUUUAAGCUUGAACUAUUUUUUGAAGCAGUUGUUUUCCUCGGAAAUAACUUUUUCAGGAACAAGAUUUCGACAGCUAUAACGACGUGCUGAAACUAAUCAAAACAAGAGAAAUUGUUGAUUAUUUCCGAAAGGAUUUGACGGGAACUUCAGGACGCUACAGAUAUGGGAUUCUUGCCUCGACAACUUUGCGUAACACUGAUUUUCAUUGUGCUCAUCCAAUGCUCACAGACCUUUCUACGCAUUGGUAAACGGACACUUCAAGAGGAUUCACCUUUGGAUUUAGAAUCAACAGAACUUGGAGACGAUGAAGGAUUAGACGAGUACGAUCAGUUGCAGAAAAGACAGGGUUUUCUACGAAUUGGGAAAGCUGCGCCAAAGAGAGCGGAAUAUUUGCGCUUUGGAAGAACAUUUCUGAGGAUCGGUAAACGAGAUGAGGAAAAGAGAUUUUUACGCAUUGGACGCGGUUGGCUGAGAAUCGGUAAACGAGAUGCGGAAAAGAGAUUUUUACGGAUUGGACGUAGCGGAUUUCUGCGAAUCGGACGUGAUCCAACAGAGGUAAAUAAGUUUCAGUAUGCCCGAGGAGCAGGAAGUGCCCUUCUAACCGCUUACCAAAACUGGGACCUUACAGAAAAUGAGAUUCGAUUCGUGCGCCAAAAUAGACGACUUCUUCUUGAGCUUUUAAAGAAAAGACCUGAACUUGGUCGCGAAUUAAGCGACGACAGCUUUUACUUUCCACGGAUGGGUCGGUCAGGGGAGAGCACUCAGUUCGAGGACAACGACUACUGCUGCGCAGAGGGUGUGCGCAGUGUAACCACCAUUGGCAAAGGCGAGCUUGAAAUGUGUCCACGUGACCAACCGUGCUGUAGCGGGAUGACGGAGAAAACGAAGCUGUACAAAGGAACCAUCAUCACCGAAUGCGUGGAGGAUAACAGCCUAGAAAAGAUGAAGGCCUACCUAGAAGAUGAAUAGAGGCCUAACAUAAAUCUCUAAUUUUAAUAAAAGUAUUCAACGCUUAUCUGCUGUUGACUUGCGUUCGAUUGAGGUGUGUUCUACUGUGAUAUUUUUACAUUGAACAUGCCAUCAUAGUGGGAAACAUUGCGUCACACAACUAGCAAAGUACAACCAUAUUUUAAACGGUCUUAAAAGAAAAGACUCGGCAAAUAUUCAAAUUGAGUAUUACCCAAUUUUCGGAAAGUAUUAAGUAUUGUUACUAUAUAACGAUGUAUUAUUGUAGAAUGCGUAAUAACAUAUUAAAUUAUAUAAUCUUAACAAAACAUAAAAUGACUCACGCAUUUGUGAAUUUUCGUUUGACAUUGUCAACGUCUUUGUUUAUACUCAAGGAAAUAUUAAUACAAAUAACAUAUUGACAUAGUUGUGUCCACCAAUCCAUGUUGAAUGUAAUGUCAAUGACUUAUCUGCAUUAAAUGAUUUACAAACUAAA